This is a messenger RNA of Paralichthys olivaceus (Japanese flounder), 2817 nucleotides long. It is a transcript of the gene lypla2, whose product is annotated as lysophospholipase 2. Gene Ontology annotation, biological process: protein depalmitoylation. The record is from RefSeq and is a predicted model, not a curated record. Gene Ontology annotation, cellular component: cytoplasm. NCBI's taxonomy places the organism in Eukaryota, Metazoa, Chordata, Actinopteri, Pleuronectiformes, Paralichthyidae. Gene Ontology annotation, molecular function: palmitoyl-(protein) hydrolase activity; carboxylic ester hydrolase activity.
UUGACGUCCUCACGCUGUGUCCCCGCCCCCUGCUGGUGCGCGGCCAGCAGCGGAACUUCCGGUGCGAGUUGAACCGGGACAGCGGAGCGCAUCUCUUCCAGUGUAUGUGUGGCAACAACAUGUCUUUUCCGCUGCUCACCGAGGCCGUGACAGUGUCCGGAAUGGAGAAGGAGACCGCGGCGGUGAUCUUCCUUCAUGGGCUGGGAGACACAGGGCAUGGGUGGGCUGACAGUUUGACGGGGAUCCGGCUGCCUCACGUCAAGUUUAUCUGCCCAAACGCGCCCAAAAUCCCAGUCACUCUCAACAUGAAAAUGACGAUGCCCGCAUGGUUUGACCUCAUGGGUCUCAGCCCCGACUCCCCGGAGGACGAAUCUGGAAUCAAGAAGGCAGCAGAAAACAUCAAGGCCAUAAUCGAUCAUGAGGCCAAAAAUGGGAUCCCCCCAAACCGUAUAAUGCUCGGCGGCUUCUCUCAGGGUGGCGCCCUGUCCUUGUAUACUGCCUUGACCUGCCAGCAUCAGCUGGCUGGUGUUGUAGCCCUCAGUUGCUGGCUUCCACUUCACAGCAGUUUCCCAUCGGAGUCAAGCAGCAAAAAGAACCUCCCGAUCCUGCAGUGCCACGGGGAGGCGGACGUCAUGAUCCCUAAGCAGUUUGGUAACAUGACGGCAGAUAAACUCCAAUCCAUAGUUAACCCUCAGAUGAUCACCUUUAAAACCUACCCAGGGCUCGCUCACUGCUCCUGUCCUCAGGAGAUGGCGGCUGUAAAGGAAUUUAUCGAGAAGCAUUUGCCCCGAAUCUGACCUCACCCCACCCCCACUGUGACCCCUGAGACACUCACCGCUCACCCCUGAUCUGCCAUUCUCCCACAGGAAACAGCCAUGAGCACCCACCCCUUCCACACACACACACACAUAUGCACAUAUAAUGAUAAUGAUUUGAUCCACAGCGCUAAACGAACUACGAACUUGUCGUGCAGUCCAAUCCAACAACAAUCAUACUGGAAACAAAUUUUUCAAACACUGAUUAGGAUUAGAUACCAGCGUAACCAAGUGCUUGCACUUUCGGGUCUUAGCCUUUUGGAGGGAAAAACACUGAUUCACACUCAAUACAUUCCCUUUGGUUUAAUUUAAACAACCUCUGUCUGUCGCUUCCAUCUUAACUUUAGUCAUUCUCCAAUUUUACUUAAUUCCACUUGAUCGUAACCUCUUUUCUUCAGCUGUCACCGCCUCCCUUGCUACCACUUCCUCACCUUUCCCUCUUGCAUUGCUGCGUCAGGCUGUGACAUGAGGAAGAGAACAAAAAAAUAAGAUUUGAGUCGGAUUAGUGAGUUAACAGCAAGCUGUGAGCCCAUUAACCGUGCUAGCUUCUUCAGCCCCACCUGUGCUAUUUCCUAUUAUAUCAUGUGGUUGAAUCUAGUCUUGAGAGCAGCUUCACUGCUAUAGUCUGACUCAGGUGCAGUGAGUUUUAAACCUGGAGCUUCUGUUUUACCACAGACCCAUCCAUUCCACCACCUUCCACCCCAUGACGGUGCUCUGCGGCCUGCCAGGUCUUUAAUCUCAAUCACUUAACUACAACCGGCCCUUUUUAUUGAAGCACCAACAUUCACCGGGGCCUCAAGUUACUUUUCUUUAAUGAGUGUGAGUUAAUAUCUUGAAUUAUAUGAAGAAAUUACAAUUGAAAUAAAAAGAAAACUAAUCAAUUGAUGCUUUUGCCAUCUUGUGCUGUUUUUUCCAUUACUUACACAUCUGGUGAUUAUCUCUUCCUGCUCCGACCCUGUGAUUCUUGUUGAGGGUUGUGAAUGACUGACCUGAAUGAGUUGUAUGAAAUAAUGCAUCUUUGCUUGUGUCUGCAGGCAGCUCACCAUGAGUGGUUUCACUGUUCCUCCCACCUACACCUCAUCUUUUAAACAUUUCUAUCAUUUCAAGCUUCAUCAUUUCAGCAGCAUCCUCCUCCCCAUUAGUUCCAGUUGGUUCUUGUGAACUCUGGAAAUAGAAAACCUGCUUCUUCCACGCCACCACAGCAAAGUUUGAAACUAACACAAGAAUAUUCCCUUACCAGCUCCCUCUUUGGCAACUUACUGUAAACCACUAACAGAACAUUGAAGGUCAGAUUUAAAGUUAACCCCCACAAGUACUUACUGUACACUGGAGGGCUUUAGCAAGAAGCUUCUCCAACGUAACUUAAGGGGGAUUUUACAAAAAAAAGUUAAUCUCGAACAACUCGGACAUAGGAGUGUAACUCUGAGGAGUCAUGUGUGCUUCAAAGUUAAUAUAUCAGGUGUUCUGCAUUUUCCUUUGUGAAUGUUAAUUUUGCUCUCCUUGUGAUUACCUGUUCUAUAUUGCUGUUAUUAAACCUGAUUUUUAAAACAAAAAGAAAAACAGUGGGAAAGGACGAAAUACAUCUGUUUUGAUUGUUGUAAACAAAUCAAUGAAUGUCCUUCAUUACCUCCUGUACUCUUUUUUUCCCCCAUCACUAAAUCUCUGAUGCAGCCCUGCGUUCUGUUUUCUUCUCAUCAUUUAAUUUUCUCUCUUCUUAGACUCCAUCAUUUUUUUAUAUUCCAAAAUCUGGUGUGUGACGGUGUCAGACUGUCUCGUGUUUUCUCCUGGGUUGUAUGUUGUCAUUGAUUUAACUUUACAUGUUUUUUUCUCUUUGUGUAUUGGACUUAAUGUUGUGUUUUGUCACUGUUGUCAUCUCAUCCUUUUUUUGUGUCCAUUUAUAAUGAUGACCAUUAAGAAUACAUGUUGAGGCGAGACUGAUGGUCUCUCCACAUAUUUUGUUUCCUAAACACCUGUAUGCAAAAUAAAUGACAGAAAAAAAAAA